Pistacia vera is the source of this 2865-nucleotide messenger RNA. RefSeq names its product probable LRR receptor-like serine/threonine-protein kinase At1g56140. NCBI's taxonomy places the organism in Eukaryota, Viridiplantae, Streptophyta, Magnoliopsida, Sapindales, Anacardiaceae. Gene Ontology annotation, molecular function: protein kinase activity; protein binding; ATP binding. The record is from RefSeq and is a predicted model, not a curated record. The transcript has 23 exons. Gene Ontology annotation, biological process: protein phosphorylation.
AUGGACGCUUUCAGGAAAGGCCUCCUCCCGGACAGAGAACUGAAAAUCGUUGAUCUGCAAGUUAAUAGUAUGAUCCCAGAUGAACUUUGGAGUUUGAAUUUCCUCACCCAUCUGGACUUGGCAACAAAUCUCUUGUCAGGUCCACUGUCUCCAUCUGUCAGCAAUCUAACUGCAAUAAAACACCUGAACUUUCGUCGUAAUACAUUAUCUGGGCAGAUUCCAAAAGAGUUUGGCAUGCAACCUGAGUUACUUGGUAAUUUGUCAAAUUUAGAGCAACUAUAUAUGGGAACAUUGAGACUCUCUGGUCCUCUGCCCUUUAAGCUUGGUAAUUUGACGAAAUUAAAGGAAUUAUUGAUUGACAGUUCUGGAGUGAGUGGUGACGUUCCUUCAACUUUUGCCAAUCUAAAGAACCUGGAAACACUGUAAGAACUUCUUUAUUUUGGCUGUGACAUUAAACUUACAAGAGGGAUCCUUGAUUUCACAGGAAAUUGGUCACAUCUUAAAACCUUGAGGUUUCAAGGAAACUCUUUUGGAGGGCCGAUACCGUCAUCCUUUUCCAAUCUGACUAAUCUAAUUGAGUUGAGAAUAAGCGAUUUAUUGAAUGGGAGAUCGUCGUUGGCAUUUAUAAGGAAUAUAAAAUCUUUAACUAUCUUGUAAGAACUAGGGAAUAACAAAAUUUCCGAUUCAAUUCCAUAUGACAUUGGGAACUACCAGAGUUUGGUGCAUCUGGAUCUGAGUUUCAACAAUUUAAGUGAACAGAUUCCCAGCUCGCUUUUCUAUUUGGGUUCUCUAGCUUCCCUGUUUCUCGGAAAUAAUAAGUCAACUGGCACACUGCCUGUCAAUAAAAGUGAGAAUCUUCUCUACAUAGAUGUGUCAUACAAUAAUUUAUUAGGUAGCAUUCCUUUUUGGAUAAUCCAACAAAAUUUACAACUGUAAAUUUUUAUGGGUGCAAUGUGCAUAAAUUUAGUGGCCAAUAACUUCACUCUUGAAAGUAAUAACAGUGUUUUGCCGCAUGGUCUAAACUGUCUCCAAUGCAGUUUUCCUUGCAAUCGAGGUUCUCCAAUCUAUUCUAGUUUCGCAGUUAAUUGUGGUGGUCCGCAAUUUACAUCUUCUGAUAAAAUUGUGUAUGAGAUGGAAGACGAGACUCUUGGUCCAGCUAGAUACUAUGUGACUGGCACAAACAGAUGGGGAGUUAGUAAUGUUGGAUAUUCUAUCAGGGCAAAUGUUCCGCUGCGGUUUACAAUUUCCUCAGAGUCUCAAUUCACAAAUACUGUAGACUCAAAACUUUUCCAGACAGCACGGGUUUCUGCUUCAUCUCUAAGAUAUUAUGGUUUAGGCCUUGACAAUGGAAACUACAUGGUGACUCUCCAGUUUGCAGAAAUACCUAAUCUAGAUACAACGGGGUGGCAAAGUUUUGGGAGGCGUGUUUUUGAUAUAUAUGUUCAGGGAAAUCACGUUGAAAAGGACUUUGACAUAACAAGGGUCGCUGGUGGAGUCCCUAGAAGAGCAGUUAAGAGAGAAUAUACGGCUUGGGUAUCUGAAAACUACUUGGAAAUCCACUUGUUUUUGGCUGGGAAAGGGACUUGCUGUCUUCCUUACGUGGGUACAUAUGGACCUUCAAUUUCUACCAUCAGUGCUACCCCAGAUUUCCAACCUACUGUAAGACCUCCAAGUCAGAAGAAUACAACAGGACUAAUUGUGGGAAUUAUUGUUGGUGUUGGGGUUGUAUUUUUGUUACUUCUUGCAGUUUUCUUCAUUGUCCGCAGAAGAAGGCCACAGGCUGAUGAUGAUGAACUUCUAGGGAUGGGUGUUAGACCAUACACUUUCAGUUACGAUGAACUAAGCACUGCCACAGAAGGCUUCAAUCCUGCAAAUAAGCUUGGAGAAGGAGGAUUUGGACAAGUUUAUCAGGGAACACUCAGUGAUGGAAGGGUAAUUGCUGUGAAGAAAUUAUAUGUAGCAUCCCACCAAGGGAAGAUCCAGUUUGUUUUAGUAAUUGCUACUAUAUCUGUUUUGCAGCACCGAAACCUAGUAAAACUUCAUGGAUGUUGUUAUGAGGGAGCACAACGAAUCCUUGUUUAUGAAUAACUGGAAAACAACAGUCUUGAUCAAGCACUAUUUGGAAAAGGAAGUUUGGAUCUUGACUGGUCAACGCGUUAUGAUAUAUGUUUAGGAGUAGCAAGAGGUUUAGCUUAUCUUCAUGAGGAAUCGCGGCUUCGAAUCAUACACAGAGAUGUGAAGGCCAGUAACAUUCUGCUUGAUGGUAAUCUUAUCAACAAAAUAUCAGAUUUUGGUUUGGCCAAACUUUAUGAUGAUAACAGAACCCACAUAAGCACUCGUGUCGUAGGAACAAUUGGAUAUGUUGCACCUGAGUAUACCAUGCGUGGAUAUCUUACUAAGAAGACUGAUGUAUUUUCCUUCAGAGUUGUGGCUCUAAAGGUUGUUAGUGGGCGACUAGACUCGGAUUCAAGCUUGGACGAAGAGAAGAUGUAUCUUCUUGACUGGGCUUGGCACCUAUACAAACACAACCGCCAACUCGAAGUUGUGGACUCAAAAUUGUCAAAAUUCAGUGAGGAAGAAGUACAGUGCCUGAUAGGAGUAGCACUUUUGUGUAUACAAACAGUGCCCUCUUCGAGGCCAUCGAUGUCCCGUGUGAUUGCUAUGCUCUAUAGAGAUAUUGAAGUGGGUAAAAUGAAUUUGAAGCCGGGAUACUUUACUGAAUGGACAUUUGAUAAUAUGACCACCCCUAUUAGUGAUGAUGCAGCUGAAGAUUGUGAUGAUACUAACCAUGACAACUCCUCAGCAAGCUUACGUACAAUGGACAAAACUCCACAAAGAAGUGGUACUAAAGCGGCGUCCCAUUGA